This is a messenger RNA of Rosa chinensis, 1699 nucleotides long. Its product is annotated as O-acyltransferase WSD1. Gene Ontology annotation, cellular component: plasma membrane. Lineage: Eukaryota; Viridiplantae; Streptophyta; Magnoliopsida; Rosales; Rosaceae. The record is from RefSeq and is a predicted model, not a curated record. Bases 278 to 1699 code for a protein of 473 amino acids. Gene Ontology annotation, molecular function: long-chain-alcohol O-fatty-acyltransferase activity; diacylglycerol O-acyltransferase activity. The transcript is spliced from 5 exons. Gene Ontology annotation, biological process: triglyceride biosynthetic process.
UGGAGUUUGGCGAAGAAGGAUUACUACAAGAGCCGGUGAGCCCUGGUGGUCAGUUCAUCAACAGCUCUGUCUUAUCUCUUGCAAUUCUUGCCGUUUUGGAAUCACAAGUUCCAAUCGACGAUUCUCAAACAUUUUUUCUUCUGAAAAAUGUCUUCCUACCGAUCAAUCCACGCUUCUCUUCCAUCAUGGUUGAAGGUGCAGAUAAAAAAAUAAGCAGUGGAAGAAGGUUACAGUGAAGCUGGAAGACCACGUCCAUGUCCCCAUUUUCCCCUCUGGAAUGUCAUCACCUGCAUCAUACGAUAUUUUCUUUGAUGAGUAUAUAACGAAGAUAGCAUCAGAAACAUUCCCACAAAGCAGGCCAUUAUGGGAACUUCAUCUUUUCAAGUACCCAACAAGUCAUGCAGCUGGACACAUGAUAUUCAAGAUCCACCAUGCCCUUGGCGAUGGCUACUCUCUCAUGGGCGCUCUUCUCUCUUGCCUCCAGAAUGCUCACAAUCCUUCCAUUCCUCUGACAUUUCCGACAUUAAAGAGUGCAAAAAAUGAAACUAGUAGUCGAUCUCGUGCGUUUGAGUUUAUGCCGAAGAUACUUUCUUCCGUUUUCAACGGUGCAUGGGAUUUCAGUUGGAGCAUUUUGAAGGGCACUUGGGUUGAAGAUGAUCGAACACCAAUAAGGUCCGGUGUUGAAGGAGUUGAGUUUCGACCUGUGUCGGUGUCAACCUUGAUGCUGCCUAUUGAGGAAAUUAAACUUAUCAAGAACAAGCUUGGAGUGACGAUAAAUGAUGUGAUUACAGGAACAAUCUUUAUGGGCAUCCGAAUGUACAUUCAAGAGAUGAAUAGUGAAAAAUCAAGUAGGCAAAAUUGCACAGCACUGGUGUUGCUGAAUACUAGACUAGUUGCGGGUUACAAGUCAGUGCAGGAGAUGUUGAUCGAAACAAAUAAGUCUUGGGGAAACCGAUUUGUGUUCUUGCAAGUCUCGGUGCCCAAGUCGAGUGAAGUUUCAAAGCCACUGGAUUUUGUGUGGGAAGCACGUAAUAUAAUCCAGAGACAGAGAAAAUCUUCAGCUUGGUAUCUCACCACUAGGCUCUGGGACAUUUUGAAGAAAUUUAGAGGCGCUGAGGCAGUAUCUAAAUAUAUCUAUCGUACACUGAAAAACACAAGCAUAGUAAUCACAAAUAUGAUUGGGCCAUUGGAACAAAUGAGUCUCGCCAAUCACCCCAUUGAAGGAAUUUACUUCACAGUGACUGGUGCACCUCAGGCAGGACAAUGGAGCGCGUAUGUUGCUCCGGUCAUUGGACUCGAUUGGACGGUAGCGCAUUGGGGAGAGUGUUGGGGAAUGAGGGCUCCGGGCAUCGAUUUUGUUUUGGAUCCUCAUGGUGGUGGUUGUAAGGGUUCGCGGUUUUGUGGUGUUGUUGUUGCCAGCCUGGUGAUCCGUUUCCAUGGGUUUGUGGUCGGCGGCCUCAGCUCGUCUGCUUUAGGGGUCAGAAGGACCCGAAUCUGGGAUCCUGGUGGUUUGCAAAGGGAUCCAGAUCUGAGAUCCAGGAGGGAGUUGGGCUUGGGCUGCUUCCCACUAUUUUUGUUGGACUGUUGCUCAUUUGCUAAAAUGGUUUGGGGCUCCUAUACGUUAUUGGUAUUGGAUUCGGGACCCAAGUCUUUAGUAUCUGUUCGUAAAAGAUUGUAUGCCAACAUGGCCAUGUUCUAA